AUGGAGCACGAGGUUACUGCUUCCAGUCAUUUAUUGAAUCUUACAGGGGGGCUGAUUAAGAUUGUAACUUUUGAUCAUAGACGAAUAGGAGAUAUAGAUCGUGGAGUUAGCAGCGGUGGAGGGCAGAGUUCGUUGGGUUACUUGUUUGGUAGCGGUGAGGCUCCAAAACCAGCAGUGGGGAAAACACAAACUGUACCGAGUGAGAGUAGUGUUGCUAGUAAAGAACCUUCGCCAAAGCCUAAUGCCGCUCCUAAGCCAGUAGACGUUAGCAAGCAGAUUCCUGCAGGGAUUCAUAGUAGCACCACCAAAAACUACGUCAGAGCAGAUGGUCAGAGUACUUGCAAUUUUAUCACGGAUCGACCAUCAACUAAGGUUCAUGCUGCUCCCGAAGGAGGUUCUUCUUUGGGUUACCUUUUUGGUGGCGGCAGCAGCAGUAACUAAGCAACAGCCAGGGUCCUGCAGCCGGGAUCGCCAAAGUGUGUUUCAAGACAUUUAUUUGUAAAAAUGUGGCAGCAAUAUGGUAUUUUGCGCCUUUGCUGCAAGCCUCGUGGGAUGUUUCUGUUUAAGGUUUUUGGUUAUUUGUUUGUAAAUGUAGUAGCAAAUU
Salvia miltiorrhiza (redroot sage) is the source of this 604-nucleotide messenger RNA. RefSeq names its product protein SPIRAL1-like 1. Lineage: Eukaryota; Viridiplantae; Streptophyta; Magnoliopsida; Lamiales; Lamiaceae. Gene Ontology annotation, cellular component: cortical microtubule, transverse to long axis. Bases 1 to 441 code for a protein of 146 amino acids. The record is from RefSeq and is a predicted model, not a curated record. Gene Ontology annotation, biological process: cortical microtubule organization. The transcript has 3 exons.